AAACUGUGACGCCCAGAGGGGCGUGGCUUGUCCCAACCCGGUACUUUCGGUUUCAUUAUUAGAGUUAAAGUUAGAAAUAAAGAUGCUAAAGUUAAAGACUUGAUGAUAAAGACUGAGAAUCUCACUGAUCAUUAAAGGUCUUUCAGGAGUGGUGAUUCUCAGUAGAUCAUCUAGAUGGCAUUUCUCUGUGAUCCAGAUAUGAAGUUUCAGCAGAUGCUGUUAAAAGUACAGGAGUCUCUCGGGGACGAUGAUCUGCAGGAUCUGCUGUUCCUCUGCUCAGAUCUUGUCAGUCCAAAAGAGCUCAGAGAGGCGUCUACAGCCACAGACCUCUUCAGUUGUCUUCAAACCAGAGAGCUGCUGUCACCCGAUGAUCCAUCUCUGCUUCUGGAGCUACUCACUAUCAUGAAACAAAACAAUCUGAUUCGGAAACUGGGUUUAGAUGGAAAUAUGGAUAACAACGGCACAAUCUAUACACGAAUCUCAGCGUACAGACGGUUGUUGUUUGAGCUGUCACAAUCCAUCUGUGAACAGGACCUGAAAAAGAUCAAGUUCAUGUUGGGUCAAACACUACCACGCAAAAAACUGGAGCGAGAGACGACACUGUUGCAGUUGUUUUGGGAGCUGGAGAAGGAAGACCAUCUGGAUAAAAAUAAUGUAGAUAUUCUGCAGAAAGUUAUAGGAAACGUCUAUCCUGCUUUAGAAAAAAGAAUUGUUCAAUAUAAAGAAGAGGCUGCAUGUGAAACGUUCAUUGCUCAGGAGACUGAGGAUAAUUUGUCCACGUCAGUUCAGCCUUUAUCAGUGACAUCACUCUCAUUAGAUGAAAUGAUGGAGGAUCAGGUGGACAGACUCGAUCUAACUGAAGAUCAGAGCCAGAGUUUGGACAUUACCUCGGGGAUUUCAAAUGAGAGUUCACAUGUAUGUGUUUCUGAUACUCCAGAGAUUCCUCAAUAUAAGAUGGAGGGUGAAAAAAGGGGGAUAUGUUUAAUAAUCAACAACUGUAACUUCACCAGCAUGCAGAAAAGAGAAGGAACAGACAUUGACAAAGAGAGUUUGACGGCUGUAUUCCAGUGGCUGGGCUUUGAAGUCUGGACAGAACAGGACUGUGAUAAGAAACAAAUGCUGGAGGUCUUAAAGGAUCUGGCCGGUCGUGAUCACACUGGGGCGGAUUGCGUGGUCUGUUGUGUGCUUACCCACGGAUAUGUGGAUGGAGUAUUUGGGAAAGAUGGAGAGAAAGUCACAUUUAGAGAGCUGAAGGAGCCGCUACAGUGUUCUUCCCUCUUACAGAAACCCAAACUGUUCUUCAUCCAAGCCUGCAGGGGAACCAGAGAGCAGAGACCGGUGUGGCCAGAGAAUAACAGAGCCGAUGAAAUGACAUUCAGUGAUGCUGCUGUACCCACAGACUCCAUACCUGAGGCCGCAGACUUCUUGUUAGCCAUGUCCACAGUACCUGACCAUGUGUCCCUCAGAGAGAAAACUAAAGGAACCUGGUUUAUACAAGCUCUCUGUCACAACCUGAAACAGCUGGUGCCAAGGGGUGUGGAUCUGCUGUCUAUCCUGACACAAGUGAACAAUGAUGUGAGCAGAAAAACCGACCCCACUGGUACAAGGAAGCAGAUGCCACAACCAGAGUUUACUCUUACUAAGAGAGUUGUUUUUCCUAUCCCUAAAACCAAUCCACCUCAAUAAUCACAUACUGCUGACAGUGCAAACCAAUAUACUUGAUGUUUAUCCGAAAAAAAUGUUUACAUGGACAAUCUGUGCAAAUGAUAACGUUUUUUACAUGUUUGAAAGAGGGAAGAUGACAAUUUAUGUUAUCCAAAUCCUAUACUGUAGCUAACACAGUGUCCUAACCAGAUCUGGUAGAUGUUUCCAUGUUGAGUUUUUUUUAACCAGGUGCAAUAUGAUGCUACGUCGAGCAGCAGUGGAUUUAUUUUAGAUCAUUUAACUCUUUCACCGCCAGCGUUUUUAAAAAAAAUUGCCAGCCAGCGCCAGCGUUUUUCAUGAUUUUCACCAAAGUUUAAUGCCUUCCAGAAAAUUUUCUUCUUUAAAUAUAUAAACAUACAAUAUACCAAAUGAAAGAACAGACCCUCUGCUUUCAAACAAAAAAAAAACUGUUUCAUCCUACCUUCAGUGAUUCUUUUGUAAUCAGCUUUUGAAUCUGGGUAGGUUUCUGCAAAAACACCACAUUUUGAGCAAAAAGCUGAGAUAAUUCCAUUUUUGUGACGGACUUUUCAUAGAGAUCCCAUUCAGAG
Messenger RNA from Misgurnus anguillicaudatus (oriental weatherfish), 2252 nucleotides. The record is from RefSeq and is a predicted model, not a curated record. NCBI's taxonomy places the organism in Eukaryota, Metazoa, Chordata, Actinopteri, Cypriniformes, Cobitidae.